AGAAACAGGAAGUUCAUCAUUCGGAAUCGAAAGAGGGAUCAAACAUGUCCAAUGAUGUCAGAUAUUGUGAGAAGUUCUCCUACGUCUUCCUAAAGUUCGCCCUCAUUGUAUAUUCCACUAUCUUCUGGCUGGUUGGGGGGUUCGUCCUAGCCAUCGGUAUCUAUGCGGAGGUGGAGCGGCAGCGCUACAAAACCCUGCAGGGGGUGUUCCUGGCCCCCGCCAUCAUCCUCAUCGUCCUGGGGGUGGUGAUGUUCAUUGUCUCCUUCAUCGGUGUGUUAGCCUCCCUCAGGGACAACCUGCUGCUCCUCAAAGUGUUUCUCUACACCUUGACAGUCUGUCUUAUUCUGGAGCUCCUCGGUGGCAUCCUGGCUCUGGUUUUCAGGCAUCAGACAGUGGAUCUCUUAAACAAAAACAUUCGCAAAGGAAUGGUGAAUUACUACGAUGAUCUGGAUUUCAAGAACAUCAUGGACUUUGUUCAGAGAAAGUUCAAAUGUUGUGGAGGGCAGGAGUACAAAGACUGGGAAGUGAACAUGUACCAUAACUGUACAGCUCCUGGACCGCUGGCUUGUGGAGUGCCUUACACCUGCUGCCUCGAAAACAAGCCUAAUGAAGUUGCCAACACACUAUGUGGAUUUAAGGUCCUUCAAAAUGAGAGGCUGACCUUGCAGGACGUCAUCUACAUCAGAGGUUGUACUGAUGCUGUCUUCAUCUGGCUCAUGGAUAACUAUAAGAUAAUGGCUGGCUUGCUGCUUGGCAUCUUAUUCCCCCAGUUCUUGGGCGUGAUCAUUAGCUGGCUCUACAUCACACGAGUAGAGGAUGCCAUUGCUGAGUAUGGUAACUACCAGGAUGGACUGCUGGACGCAGGAGACAGUGAUGGCUUCAGGGAACCCAAGAAGCAGAGCAGAAUGGCCAAAUGUUGCAGGUGCAUGCCAGAGAUCGACUGAGCGUGCCUCAUGUUAUCUAAUUAGCCUAAAACACUGCUGUGCCUGCCUCAGCCUUCCAACACACUGGAGCUAUCAGCUCCAGUUUUACAACCACUGUUCAGAGAUCUUUUAGUGUGUCUUUUUGGUUCUAUUCAGGGAUUUUUUUUUUUUCAGGGGUUCAUUUAUUAAGGUUUUAUUAGGAUGGAAGGGUAUACAUACCAGUGUGUGCCUGUAAAAAAAUACAGCGCUUUUUAUUAUUAUUAUUUUUUCCUCCUCCUGAAGUGUCGAUUUUUUUAUAUAUAGAUUUACAGCAAAAACAUUUAACAUUUUCUGUCAUACUAAAUACAAAUAUGUAGCUCACUAGCCAGCCCCUCAUAGGAAUUCCAGUAUUUCAAUCAUUAUUACCUCAGACUCCUGUAUUGAUGCCAAUCAAUUAAAUGGGACAUUUUUAGCUGUUCAAAGAGAUGUUUUCUAUGGUGAAUUUUAUGGAGGGUACCUACCUUCAUUUUCAUAAUCAUUGGAGAUGUCAUGGGUUCAACACAUUAAAGGAUUAGUUCGGGAUUUUGGCAAUGAGGCCCUCCAUCUACUUCCCCAGAGUCCGAUUAACUCGUGGAUACCAUUUGUAUGUACCUGCGUGCAGUUUUAAGGAAGUUAUGCAUUAGCACAAUUGUUUUCUAGCGUUAGCGCAAUGACGAUGCUAGCUGUUCGCGUAAACUUCCAGUCAUUGCGCUAACGUUAAUUAGCCUUGGCUCGCGAAACUACCUUUUAACGUCCUUUUAUACUGGACUUCCACGAGUUCAUCUGACUCUGGGGAAGUAAAUAAAGGGCCUCUGCUAAAACCACGAACUAUCCCUUUAAUGGUUUAGGUGAGUAAAAAUCUAAUUAACUUACAGUAAGUUUAUGGUCAGUCACACAAUGUGGCUUCAUUUGAGUUAGGAAUACCAACGUUGUUAAUGAUGUACAGCAUACACAUGGUCUGUUGCCCACAUUUUAUUAUGAUUUUGUACUGUUAAAUGGUUUGGAAGCUAUGUUUUAUGGCUUUGCUCAGUCAGUGACAUUUACCUGUUGUGGGAUCUGCUAGUGAGCCUCUUAAGCUCUUCGCAGAGCAGCAUCAUGUCCCUGGUCUUCCUGCCAAUGAUUGUAUACAGUAUGAGUCAAAAGUUUGGACACACCUACUCAUUCCAGGGUUUUUCUUAAUUUUUUACUAUUUUCUACA
Molecule: messenger RNA, 2139 nt
Organism: Salvelinus namaycush (lake trout)
Lineage: Eukaryota; Metazoa; Chordata; Actinopteri; Salmoniformes; Salmonidae
Product: tetraspanin-15-like
Exons: 8
Coding region: 45-944 (299 amino acids)
Cellular component (GO): membrane
Source: RefSeq, a predicted model, not a curated record